This is a messenger RNA of Fraxinus pennsylvanica, 846 nucleotides long. NCBI's taxonomy places the organism in Eukaryota, Viridiplantae, Streptophyta, Magnoliopsida, Lamiales, Oleaceae. The record is from the annotation of a GenBank genome assembly.
AUGGCGAAAGAUGAGAAUGGUGAGGGAUUGCAGACUGUUGAAGGGCAACUAAUGGAAAAUCUUGAAGAAUUGAAUCGAAGGAAAGCUAGUAUUUUGGAUGAAAUACAAAUUAUACGAGAAAGAAUUGAUAAAGACUGCCCAGAUUCUGCACUAGGUUGGAGACUGGUUUCUAUUUUGGAAUCCUUGAAGGCACUUGAGAGGCAGGAAUCUGAUUUUCAGUCCCACUGCAGUUUAGAGCGUUCAAAAUUGCAAGGAAAGGUUAAUGAGAUGGAGAAAAUAUUAGAUAAUGGUAAAGAUGGGAAUGAGCAUUCUGAUUGUCUUGUUCAUUCGAUACAAGACUGUAGCAAGAGACUGGAGUUGGCAAAGAAGGAACUAGCAGCAAAACUCCGGGCAAUUGUAUUGCUGAAGAGGCAACUUGAUGAAGUGCCAUCACAAGCUGAACUUAUUCAGUAUGAGCUGCGGUUUUCAGAACUUUAUACUCAGAUUCAGAAAAAGCUUCGGCAAACUCAUAAGCACUAUGAUACUUAUAACGCGUUGAUGGAGAUAAAAGAAUUGAUGCUAAAGGAGACAUCCUUGUUGAACUCCAUAAGCACGCAGUUCCAAGAUGCUAUUACUAGUGCUGAUGGGCGUAUCAAACUCAUCGACUCAUUGGAGGGAAUACUAAAGGGAAUUCAGCAGAGGCAUGGAAAAGUGCAAACUACACUGCAAUCAGAACAACGAAUUUGUGAUUCUCUAAAGGAAAAAUAUGCAGCUGCAAUUUCAGAGCAAAGACACGGCUAUACUCUCUUGAAACUUUUCCAGGAAGAAUGUGCAAGGAAUGAGAGACUUCGUGAUCGAGUUUCAUGA